AUGUCACUGCCCUUGCCUUCUUCUUCCCUCGCUUCACUCUCCGUUACCUCCUCUCAGAGCACUACCCCCUGCGCUGAGCAAGACCAAGACGAUGUCUAUGCAACCUUAGACUGCUCAGGCACAACAACCACAAGUCUAACUGGCACAAGUACACAUUCAGUCAAGGACAAGGCUAAAAAAUCAUCCUCCUCCUCUUCUUCUUCCACUUCCACUUCCACUUCCGACAUGGACCUAGACCACACUGGUAUUACUUCCACUCUUACCUCUACAACAAAUAAUCAUCAAUCAAUACAACAACUCUCUGAUAAUGAUGAACAAUGGGAACAGGAGCAAGAAGUAGAAGAAGAAGAAGAAGAAGAAGAAGAAGAAGAAGAAGAGCAAGAAGAGCAAGAUAAAGAACAAAAACAGACAUCACAUGUAUAUAAACAAGAGUAUGAACAACCCCAGAACAAGACAUUAGAACAGCAGCAAUACUGCCUGACAAUCCCUCUGGAGCUCACUUUGCACAUCUUCAGGUUCCUGACCACUCCACAGGACUUGCGGUCCGCAAUCCUGGUCUGCAAACUCUGGUGCUCUUGUGGAAUGGACCUUCUCUGGUCUCGCCCUUCACUUCUGAACCUUUCGCUUGUUCAUAAAAUCUGCUCAACACUCUCCUUGGACAGAUCCCAGACCGUCUUCCCUUAUGCAGACUAUAUCCGGAGACUAAACUUUUCAAUGUUGGCACACGAUCUGACAGAUGAAUUACUGGUACAAUUCGAUCGCUGUACUCGACUUGAACGAUUGAUGUUGCCUGGUUGUACUAAAACCACUGAGGAAGGGCUGAAACAGAUCUUGAAGGUUGGGCGGGGACUGUACUCCCUUGAUCUGUCCGACAUCCCAGCUGUCACAGAUUCAGUUUUGGAACAUGUUGCAGUUCAUUGCCCAAAGCUUCAUACACUCUACUUGACAGGCUGUGCAGCCUUGACAGAUGACUCAAUCAUAAAACUAGCAGCCAGUUGCCGAAGCCUAAAGCGAAUCAAAUUGGGCCAAUGUGUUCUAUUGACAGACCGAUCCAUCUUUGCGCUCAUACAGUCCUGUCCGCAGCUCAUGGAGAUUGAUGUCACCAAUUGUAACCUUAUGACCAACAACGCCAUUCACAUCGUCUUCAAGACCCUAUCUCAAAUUCGGGAUAUCAACAUGACACUUCUCACCAACCUUACGGAUCAGGCGUUUUCUUCUAUUCCCAUUGGAUCUACAUUGGCUUUGACUUCGUCAUCAUCACCAUCGCAGGGCAUAUCAUCCACCAUUCGGUUUGAGCAGCUUCGUGUCUUGAACUUGACUUCAUGUGCCCACAUCACAGAUGAGACUUUAGCCAGGAUUAUACCCGCUGCUCCCCGACUCCGCAACUUGGCUCUAACAAAAUGCGAUAAAAUCACGGAUGCGGGCGCCAGCUUAAUCAAAAUCCUGGGCAAGCAUCUGCAUUAUCUGCAUUUAGGUCAUUGCUCAAAAUUGACAGACAAGGCCAUUACCACACUGACACAGCACUGCACUCGCAUCCGAUAUCUUGAUAUGGCUUGCUGCUCUAAACUUACAGAUGCUGCAGUCUUCGCGAUGGCCCAAUUACCAAAGCUUCGCAGGAUUGGCUUGGUCAAAUGCUCCAACAUUACCGAUCAUGGUAUUUAUGCAAUGUUGGUCUCCCAAGUCGUGCCCCAGACAUUGGAGCGAGUGCAUCUAUCAUAUUGUGUACAUCUUUCGGACACAGCUGUGGCGGCCUUGGUGAACCAAUGUACAAAGUUAACCCAUCUUUCUGUCACAGGAGUUCCAGCAUUCAUGUCUCCACGAUACCAAAAAUUUUGUAGAGUUCCCCCUUCAGAGUUUACAGAACAUCAGCGUGAAGUCUUUUGUGUGUUUUCAGGAAAGGGAGUCCGGGAGCUUCGGCAGUAUAUGCAAGAUCAUCCAGCGAUACCAUCAGCAACCCUUUCAAGCAUCCAGAGAAACUAUAGAAUCAUGGGAUCAACUGUCGCAUCGAUGGUGGUAGGAGGACAACAUUCGUCUGCCAUUAUGGCCCAUCUAGGUCUGACUUUGAGAGAGACCGAGACCCAUGUCCAAAACUUGGCUGUGCAGGCUGCAGAGACAGCGGCAGCGGCAGCGACGGCAUCAGGAUCUGAACCAGUCGAUAUAACCACAAUGUCGACAACAAUGGAGGCAAAUGAUCAAGAGCAACUAGAGCAACUACAACAACAGGAGAAUGAAGCAUUGGAGUUGGAGCAACAGAUGGAGGACUUGGAGCAGGCUGAACGCGACUAUGCAGAAAUGAGAAAGCUAAUGAAGCAGCAGCGUCAAUUACUCGAUUUCCAGCGUCAGCAUCUUCGACAGCAUCUCCAUCAUCACUAUACAUAUCCAUCGCAGGAGACACUUGAAGCAGAGAGCAAUCAAUGUCUCUCUGGCUCUGGCUCUGGCUCUGGCUCAUCAUCAUCAUCAACUUUCAGAACGAGUGCUAGUACAGCAAUGAUUGAGCAAUAUGAAAUGUCAUCAUUGACAUUGGGCUCCCGAUCACACUUGUCGACCUGUCCUUAUUACCCUACUCAGCGGCAUCAUCGCCACGCAUCGCAUGUUGAGCAACAAGAGCAGGAGCAGGAGCAGGAGCAGGGGCAUGAGCAAGGAAAUGAGUCACCCAUGCGCCUUGACGAUACCUCGGAGGACAGAGAGGACAUCCGCAUGUCUACACCUGUCUCUAUUAAUCAUCAGAAUCAAGCCCAAGAACAAGCACAGGAUCAAAUACAGGAACAGACAUCCGAACAUAAAAGUACUCAAAUUCAAGCAAGCCUUGAUUCUCAAGACAAGAGCAAUGCCACGGAAGGUGACCAUCCUGCAGUGGCAGAGGAUCUAGAUGACUAUAUCUUGAUAUAG
Lobosporangium transversale is the source of this 2889-nucleotide messenger RNA. RefSeq lists its product as hypothetical. The transcript is spliced from 2 exons. Gene Ontology annotation, molecular function: protein binding. Lineage: Eukaryota; Fungi; Mortierellomycota; Mortierellomycetes; Mortierellales; Mortierellaceae. The coding region runs from base 1 to 2889 and encodes 962 amino acids. The record is from RefSeq and is a predicted model, not a curated record.